AUGACGGGGGUGACAGAAGAGGAGAGAGAGCACCGCAUCCAGGAGAUACAAGACUACAGACUCACCCAUGGCAUGCUGUUGAAAGGAUUCGAAUCCGGCUCGCACAAUCCAAGUCGGCUGAAUCAGCUAUGGCAUCGCAUCUCCAAGAAACCCAGUACACUCUGUGCCUGCCAAGUAUCAGAGACAAAUCUUCCAUGGACCACAAGGCCUCUGGCCGUGAGCAUACUGCCUACUCCAUUUCCCAAGCACCUCUUCAAACAAGCACAAGAACUCCAGCCUCUGUUCAAUGAGCUGUAUCUGCGAGUGGCGAGCGACCAUGAUUGGCUCCGUGGAGUCCUCUCGCCUUUGAUCGAGCAUGACCCACUAGUAGCCAGCUUGUGGAAGAUCUACGAGCAGGUGCGAAAUGCAGGCUCAAAGCAACAUGUCGUUUGCGGCAUCUUCAGAUCCGAUUACAUGAUUGACUCCCACGACUCCACGCUCAAGCAAGUAGAAAUGAACGUCUUCUCCGCUUCUGGUUUCUCACAUGCUCAAAAUGUCGCCAACAUGCAUCAGCACAUACAGCAAACAUGCGGUAGCUCAGCAGACCUGCCAAAGAACAAGAAUGUCGACGGUAUAGCGGACAUGCUAGCUGAAGCUAACAGGAUCUACUGCCAUCAGCUUGUAUCUACCCGAAAUGAAGAAGCUCUUCCAAGCACCGAAGCAUCACCAGUUCCACAGCCGAAGAUAUGCAUCCUCUUGAUCGUCCAACCCACAAACUUCAACAUUGCAGACGAAAGACCAAUCGAGCACGCUCUCUGGUCUCGGAACAUCCCCUGCUACCGCUGCGAGUGGCAAGAUAUUUCAACGCGUACCCAACUUCUCAGCGACCAAAACAGAACCCUCCUCUUCCAUCCUCCCAACAAGCAGGAACCCCUCCAAGUCAGCGUAGUCUACUACCGCGCCGGCUACCAACCUCACGAAUACCUCCACAUCCCUUCCGGUAUGGACUCCCGCCUCCGCAUCGAACUUUCCCGUGCCAUCAAAUGCCCCGACAUCGCGACGCAUUUGACGACAUGUAAGACUGUGCAGCAGGCUUUGACGAAAGAGGGGGUCGUGGAAAAGUUCUUGUCGAGAUCAUCGUCGCUCGAUGCUACUUCCGCCUCAACGAAGGAGAUCCCUGCACUCAAGAAUACCUUUGUGGAAAUGCUCUCAAUCGACUCACCUCCGUCGAGGAAUGACUGGGUAGGCGUCAUCUCCGGUCCCACGAGAGUUGCAAACUAUGUUCUCAAAGCGAACGGUGAUGGCGGAGGGCAUAAUGUUUAUGGUGAAGCUAUACCGGCUUAUCUGAAAACUUUGAAAGAAGAAGAAUGGAAGAAAUUCAUCUUAAUGAGAAGAAUUGAACCGCCCAAUGAAACGCAAGGGUCGCUGUUACUGGCUGGUGACAGAGCCUUCAAAGGAGAGGUGGUUAGUGAAUUGGGAGUGGCUG
Molecule: messenger RNA, 1465 nt
Organism: Cercospora beticola
Lineage: Eukaryota; Fungi; Ascomycota; Dothideomycetes; Mycosphaerellales; Mycosphaerellaceae
Biological process (GO): glutathione biosynthetic process
Cellular component (GO): cytosol
Molecular function (GO): ATP binding; glutathione binding; glutathione synthase activity
Source: RefSeq, a predicted model, not a curated record